CGAUCAUUUUUAGAACAAGAAUUGAUCGUGUUUCGGUUAUUGACAACGUUUGUCAUGCGAGAGAGACAAUGGAGAUGGAUUCCUUGCACAAAAAUAUUAGCAUUGUCGUGAUGGGGUGACGAGGUCGUUCAGUGGGUUGAUAGCAAUGUUCGGCAUCGAUGUCUAUUGAUACUGCGAGUUUGACUUUCCGCACACAUACCACAGCUGCUCAUGCAACUCUUUCACGUGAAUUUCUGCGACCUAAUUUGCGAGCUUUGAAGAUAUGAAGGUUCAUGACGGAGGUCAACUUAUACCUGAGCUGAGAUCUUAGCAGUUUAGACGCCUAAGCUGUUGUUACUUGCUGGAAUAUGAGCCCAGAGUUGCUGCAUUCUGGUGAUGAGGCCGAGCUGUGGAAGUCGGAUCGAUACCAAUCGGGGAGCAUUUAUGCAACAUAACUAACAAGUUGAAGGAACAAGCUGUUUCAUCUCUCUAGCUGCGUCGUUUGCCAAACGUGAGAAUAUUUGCAAUCUCCGUAAAAGAAGGGAAAAGGCCGAGCUCUGCGGAGCAACAGAGGUUGAACAUGUCCCCUGCUGGACUGACACCUUUGAAGAGAUCUAGUGUUGCCCGCUUCGCUUUCUUACUGCGGGUGCUUAUCAUACAUGCGGGUUUCCUCGACGCAGGUGUGCUGUGCGAGGUGAAUUACAAAAGAAUUAGAGUUGCAUUUUUUUCCCUUUGCAUCACUUGCAAAGGAGUGUUGGUCCAACAAGGUAUUCGACAGAAAGAUCGAGAGACACAAUGGAGGCUAUGGUGGAGUUACCUUCGGUGGUCCAAGUCCAAAUCGCACAUUGGCUUAGCGAAACUGCUAGUACCCAAGAGGCUUCCGUGCGGAACGCCACCACGCACUUGCAAGCUGCGCAAAAUUCGCCGAAAUUCGCCUUAUACCUGCUCAUGCUUUCUGCCGGGGCUCCCGAGAAAGGGCAGAGAAUAGCUGCAGCGACAUACUUGAAGAAUUUUUUGAUAUCCCACUGGAGUGAAGAGAAUUCAAUGUCCGUCACAGAGAAGCUGGAAUUUCGGAACCGGCUCAUGGGUACUCUGUUGCGCGUCGACGGUCUUGUCCUGAAGCUCUUGUCAGAAGCUUUCCGAGUGGUAGCGGUCAAUGACUUUGCAAAGAACAUGACAUGGCCAGAACUUGUUCCUGCUUUUAAAGCAGCGAUACAGAGUAGCAAUUUGCUGAAUACAGCAGGGGAUGCUGAACUGAGAACUCUGAAUGUCCUUAUCGGAGUCCAAACCAUCACCAAACCUUUCCAGUACUUUUUGAACCCGACUGUAGCUCAUGAGCCUGUUCCUGAACAACUCGAGCUCAUUGCGAACGAGCUCCUUUCACCUCUGCAUGGGAUCUUUCACCAUCUUGUACAGCAGGUUGUUGCAUCAAAAGAGAAAGGUUAUGCACAGCAUGAUAACAUUCUCCAUGUCUUGUGCAAGGCCAUGCAUCUUGCUUUGAAAUCGCACAUGCCAUCGGCUUUACUUGCAACUCUGGGGCAGUGGUUUUAUGAUUUUAUGCUUCUGCUCGAGGUAGUGGCUCUAGAGAGGACAAUGGACCUACCAGAACAACUUUCUAGGCUCAAGACCUGGAAGCGCGUUCUUCAGAUCUGCUGUAACCUUAUCUCCCGACAUAGAAAACACGUGGACAAGCUUCUACCUGCGAUGUCUAAUGCAGCAUUGAAAAUUGUUGGAAGAAGCGCAAGUGCUAAGGAUCUUCAUCUGAUGCAGCAUCGUAUUGUGUCAUUAGCAUUUGAUCUGGUGGCCAACAUUCUUGAGACUGGUCCUGGUUGGAGAUUAAUGGCCCCCCACUUUUCAAACUUGCUGGAAACUGCCAUUUUCCCGGCCCUCAUAAUGACGGAAAAGGACUUGAUCGAAUGGGGGGAAGACGAGGAUGAAUAUCUGAGGAAAAACCUCCCUUCGGACAUGGAUGAAGCAAGUGGAUGGAAAGAAGAUCUGCUGACCCCUCGACAAAGUGCCUUGAAUCUGCUGAGCCUCAUCGCUACUGCUAAAGGCCCUCCAACUGCGGGUGGGACGAAGAAGGGCGCUGCAAUGAAACGGAAAAAGGGAGGCAAAGGCAAAGGCAAGGAUUGGUCAGGCACUGCUGGUGAGAUUCUAGUGAUGCCAUUUCUUUCGCAGUUCCAUAUGCCAGCAGACGGAAGCGACCCCCGAUCAGAAGAUGUCAUGAAAUAUUAUGCUGUCAUGAUGGCUUACGGUAGCCUUCAGCAGUAUCUGAAGAAGCAGCCAACUGAGAAGGUGGCUCUGCUGUUACAAACAAGGGUUCUUCCAUUAUAUUCAAUGGUGGCACCUACGCCAUACGUCUUAGCCAACGCUAAUUGGCUUCUUGGAGAGCUAGCUAAUUUCUUGCCCGAUGAGCUGUGUGAAGAGGUGUAUAAUGCUCUACUGAAAGCCCUACUAGCACCCAAUGCUGGCGGUGUGUCUUGGAGACCUGUCCGAGCAUCUGCUGCAGGAGCCCUUUCAUCCCUCCUUCAGGACGGUUAUAAGCCCUCUCAAUGGCUACCUUUACUCCAAGCCACUGUAACAGGAGCGCGUAUGCCAGAAGAGAGUGAGGCUUCGCUGUCGUUGCAGCUCUUAGCAACAGCUGCAGAUGCUGGAGACGAUUGUGUUGCACCCCAUGUUCCGGCUAUUACUGCUGCAGUUCAAGUGGAAAUCGUUAAACAUAUUCCCCCUUAUCCUGAACCCUGGCCCCAAGUGGUUGAGCUCGGGUUUACGGCUGUUGCCUCGCUCGCUCAGACCUGGGACGGUGCUGAACCUGACGAGGAUGAGGAUGGAGGGAAAGCUCUCACCAGCUGGAAGAUGGGUUGUGAAACAGUUGCAUUUACACUUGCUGAGCUUUUGCAGCGAGCGUGGUUGACACCUGUGCAGGAUGGAUGCUCUCCCCAAUCUACACCUCCAUCAUCAUGCUUAAGUGAUGCUUCUGUGCUUCUCGCUGCAAUCUUGCGAUAUACUCGAGACUCAACGUCAGCUGCAACCAUGAAAAUAGAGGCACUACUACAUGUCUGGGCAAACUUGGUAGCAGAUUGGAACGCCUGGGAGGAAGAGGAGGAUGAGUCGGUUUUUGACUCUAUAGAAGAAGCAGUGGCUUUGCAGGGAAGGUGUCCGAUGCUGCACUUCACUAUGGCUGAAGCUCUUCCUACUUCGGCACACCAAGAGCCUAAGCGAUCUGUUCUUGAGUGUUUAGUGACGUUCAUCACAUCUGCAAUUGAGUCUGCGUAUCCAGCGGCCUGCUGGCGUGCUUGUCGUUGCGCACAUGCGCUGUUACAUGCAACACAGCUUUCAUUUGAGGGAGAGGCAAUCUCAAACCAACUCAUACCUCGGUUGUGCGAGAUUGCUACUCGACGACUUAAGCAGCUGACUAGCGUAAUUGUACCUUUGGCGAAACCGCUUAUCCUUGUCAUUACCAUGUGCUUUAUUGUUUCACCCGAGCAGGUCGAAAAAAUCUUGUCCUCUGAGGAUGAUACCAGUCUCGAGAAUGGUGCAAGUCAAGGCUUGCUCAUGUAUGCCGAGUCACUGGCUAGCCUAGCCGAAAGUGAAGCUGAUCCAGGCCUUUCCUUGGAAUCAGAGAUGAAGCUGGCUGUGAUUGGUUUGCUGAGGGUGAUAGAGCACUUCAUCAGUAAGGAGCUGCUGAAGAACCAGAAAGGACAGCAAGCAGCCAAUCACUGUCUGCGUUCUUUGCUCGAAUCCAUGGUUGAUCUCAAGGAGCUUGUAGAAUCUCCAGAUACCUCAAGUGACACAUCUGAUACAAGUGAAUCCGGUUCUGGCAGCGAAAGUGGUGGCGAUGGUAGUAUAGAUGGUUCUAGCUGCGGUGUUUCUAACGACGAGCGCGAGGAAAACGUCGAGGAGUAUCUGGAACGAUAUGCAGCGACAGCGCGUGAGCUGCAAGAUGAAGCUAAUGAGGAGGCUGAAAAUGGCCAAGAUGAGGAUGGCCAUGAAAUUGAACUUGGUGUGCUAGCGUUGGUUGACUAUGAGAAAGAAGUAUUGGCAUGCCUUAAACAACAUAGCAAGACGCUUUGCUGCGCUCAAACCAUUCCCAAAGACCUACUCACCAGAUUUAGCGAAAAGCACCCAGAGGCAAUGGCUUAUUUGUAGUCAGUAAGUACUUGGUAGUCGUAGAGUUCCAAUUCCGGAAAGCUGGUCUGACUUAUCUAACCUAUUAGAUGGUACCCACCUGAUAAUCCCCCUCAAGAAUCGAUGAUUGUUAGAAAGAAUGUCAAUGCAUCAUUCUAAUGUGGAUGAUUCUUUUUGAUAGUAAAUCGGUAUAUGUAGAGAUACUCUCAUGGCGCAAAGCUUUAUUUGGGUUGUAAAACUCAUACUUGCGAAAAACAACCUAUGUCUACAUUAAAUGCAGACUUAUUGGUUCUUAUUUUUAAAAUUUACACAUUGAAAGUAACAAUUUUUCAAAAACAUUAGUAUGAUUCAUUUCUAAUUGGUUAGACUUACAGGUCAUAUUUUGCCAAUUCUUAUGUAAGUUCGCAAGUUAUAGAAUUAUUUUUAAAUCUAAUAAACAUAUUCAUAUAUUAUUUUUAAAAAUGUUUAAUUAGACGCACUUUAUAUUCAGAGGACAAGGUGAGAGAUCACAACUUUAAACAGUUUUGAUUGGAUGAAA
Messenger RNA from Physcomitrium patens, 4645 nucleotides. NCBI's taxonomy places the organism in Eukaryota, Viridiplantae, Streptophyta, Bryopsida, Funariales, Funariaceae. The record is from RefSeq and is a predicted model, not a curated record.